AUGCCCAAGGUCUCAGACGAAGAUCUCCUUGCCUUUUACCAGAUGCGACUCACGCCGCAGUUCCCAUUCGUCAUCAUACCGCGGGGAACCAAGGCUGAUCAACUGAAAGCUGAUCGACCAUUCUUGUUUGCAGCCAUCAAAAUGGCAGCGUCACUUUACGACGUCAGGUCGAUUCGUGGCCAGAUGUAUCAGCUCGUGGACCGGGUUACUAAAGAGCUGCUCAUCUCGUCGACAAGAUCUUUGGACCUACUUCAGGCCAUACUGGUCAUGCUCGCCUGGUUUCAUAACCACUGUGUCAUGCACGGCCAGCUUUCCAGUCUGAUUCAUCUGGCCCAGGCGCUCGUGGCAGACAUGUGCUUAAACCAGGAACCUGUGGUUCAGGAGCGGACGAGUGUCAUGGUCCUGGCUCCGCUCGUGCCACCGCCAAGAAACGCCGAUGAUAAACGAGCAGUGUUGGGUGUCUGGUUUCUCACCUCAUACCUACACACUUCACUACAGAAACUCCUUCCGAUGAAGUUCUCCAAAUACCUGAAAAAGUGUCUGAGGGAGUUGGAGGAAGCGCCAGAGGCUGCUUUCGAUCAACUUCUUGUUCAUCUCGUCAAGAUCCAACACCUCACGGAGCAGGUUCACAACUUUCUCUCCAAUGAGGACGAAGAUGAAGAUGUCCUUAGCGCGUAUCGCACACCAACCUUGGCAGGUCAGAGCGCCUUUGAACAGGAGCUACGAAGACUGCAGCAGUCCCUGCCUUCGACCUUGAAAGAUAAUAAAUUACUGAAAGUGCAUUACGCAUCAGCAGUCCUCCGCAUCUAUCAACCACCGCCGGUCGAGCUUCCACUUCUUCAGAAUCUGGCCGACUCAUUCGCCACUAUAAGUAAUGGCAGAUUCUCUACCCUUGAUGUGUUUUAUCGUGCUCGAGCCGCCCUCCAAGGAUUUUUUGACACAUUUCUUUCUCUGCCCACAGAGUUCUACACCUUGAUGCCGAUUUACACCAUGCUUCACAUACUCUCGGGUGUUACGAUGCUUGCUAGAUGGGCCAAGGUGAUGGGGCCCGGACGGACUCGUUCCUCCAGAGCUCCACCCGACAUCCUCACUCCGCAGAAGGUAAUAUGGGACCCCUCGGCGCGGAGACCAAAUCCUGCUACUCUCUUUGGGGCUGGCUUCCCUGCCCCGCCCUCCUUCGAGGAAAGAAGCACCACUUGUGCUACUUCGAAAUCACCUGCAGGAGAGAGAACGGCAGCUCCAACAUGCACAGACUCACCCUCGGCCAGCAGCGGCCUGCCCUCCCCAGCCGCUCCCGCCAAUGCCACGAAUCCUGUGGCAGUCAGGUGCCGCCAAGUACCACCACUCAUCACAGACCCGGCACAGAUCCCCGCCUGUCACAUACGCGAGACCUCGGACCCGAAUAUCCCACGCGCCGUGGCGACACUGAAAGCCAAACUCCACUCGCAGCCUGGGCUGAAUCUCGACAUUGUGGGCCUCUUGACAACCUUGGCCCAACGCUGUGAAGAGGCACACAAUGAGCUUGAACGGUAUAACGGCGGCGUGUGGCAAAACGACAUCUGGUGUGUUUGUGCCAAAAAGGUCUUGAUUGCCCGUGCCAAGCUGGAGAAAUUCUCCGAAAUCAUGGCUGCCGGCGGUGUCUCUGAGAUGCUGCAGAAGUGCAGCAACAACGAGAGCGGCCACGAUGUGCAGGCAGGUGAUGGUGCAGCUCCUCCUCCUCCUCCUCCUCCUCCUCCUACUACUACUACUACCACAAAUGCAAGCAGAGGCCCCAAGGCGCCGGUGGUGGACACUUGUGGUGCUCCUGAGCCGGUGGUUGAGGAGGCUGCCCAGAGCGCCGUGGAACAUCAGGCCAUGUAUGAUGAAGCUAUGAUGAACGAUUUUUGGAUGGACAAUGCCUUUGACUCGCUGGAUCCAAACCUGUGGCCUAUCGACGACGGUGACUGGGGACUAUCGCUGCCCCCUGAAGCCACUCAGGACCCAGGCUAUCUUUUCUCGUGA
Molecule: messenger RNA, 2001 nt
Organism: Cryphonectria parasitica EP155
Lineage: Eukaryota; Fungi; Ascomycota; Sordariomycetes; Diaporthales; Cryphonectriaceae
Exons: 3
Coding region: 1-2001 (666 amino acids)
Biological process (GO): regulation of DNA-templated transcription
Cellular component (GO): nucleus
Molecular function (GO): DNA-binding transcription factor activity, RNA polymerase II-specific; transcription cis-regulatory region binding
Source: RefSeq, a predicted model, not a curated record